AUGGAUAAAAGGAAAAAAGUGAACAUUUUAAAAGAAUGUAUAAAAACCACACUCAGUAUCGAGCAUCUAAUUUACAAAAGUACACUACCUCCCAUGUAUAGCUACGAAUAUAAAAUCUUGUAUAAGCCAAUAUCUGUUAAUAUUGAAAUAGGGGUAAUAUUCCAGAAUAAAGAUAAACCAAACUCCUUUUUUGAAGAGUACUAUGCCAACGAUGAUAGCCUUAAGAUUUACACAGACGGGAGCAAAACUGACGCUGGUCGUUCUGUAGGUAGUGCAUGCGUAUGUCCCGAGCUAAAUCUUGUAAUUACUGAAAGUAUUUACAAAGUAUCAUCUAUUUAUACUGCAGAAUGUAUUGCGAUAAGUCGUGCCAUGGACAUUGCCAUACAUAACAAGGAGCGCAAUGUUAAGAUUUUCUCGGACUCGCUGGGCGCCAUAUUAGCUUUAAGUAACCCAAACAAUACCGUUAAAAGCAAUCAUUAUAUUUAUGAAAUUUUACAGAAAAAUGAUAAAUUCUCUAAGGGUAAUAAUAGCACAACGUUGACUGUUGUUUGGGUACCUGCACACAGAGGAAUCAUUGGUAACGAAAUGGCUGAUAAAGCAUCGAAAAAAGCAACUGAACUCCUACCGACGGUCAUACAAAUACCCCACACUGAUUACCGGGCGUUAUUUAAGAAAACAGCUGUAAAUUCAACAAAUAAACUGAUAAAAAACCAAGGGCUGACCAAAGGAGUAGAUUAUUUCAAAAAUUACUAUGAUGAUUCGAACACUUCUUGGUACAGUAACAAAGGAUACGAAAGAGAGUUUAUAACCUCUGUAUGCAGGUGCCGAAGCAAUCAUAUUAGCCUCAACGAAUCCCUAUUUAAAAUCAAUGUUAUUAGUGAUCCUAAAUGCGAAUGCGGCGCAGAUACUCAAGAACUUAAUCACAUAGUUUGGCAAUGUCCACUAUUUGAUGAUACAAGAAUAUUACUACUGCGCUCUCUAUCCAAACUCAAUUUGUUUCCGCCAUUUGAUAUUAAAACCUUUUUAUAUAAACCCAAUGUCACCGUAAUGCGAUAUAUACUUAACUAUCUCCAAAAGUCUGGGAUCAAACCAUAG
Messenger RNA from Phymastichus coffea, 1095 nucleotides. RefSeq lists its product as uncharacterized. The coding region runs from base 1 to 1095 and encodes 364 amino acids. The record is from RefSeq and is a predicted model, not a curated record. The transcript has a single exon. Gene Ontology annotation, biological process: DNA replication, removal of RNA primer. Lineage: Eukaryota; Metazoa; Arthropoda; Insecta; Hymenoptera; Eulophidae. Gene Ontology annotation, molecular function: nucleic acid binding; RNA-DNA hybrid ribonuclease activity.